AUGCCAGAAGACGCAAGAUCACUUCUCCGAGCAGCCGCAAAGGAGCGUGCAAAGUCGAAGGCAUCCAUUAUCUCGGACCGUUUCGCAUCCUACUCUUCUACGGGCUCCCUACGAUGUUCAGCGUGCAACUACCUCACGAUCAAGCACGAGAGUCUAUGGGGAGCACAUGCGCUUAGCAAGAGUCAUCGUGCCAACCUAACACGGAUCCGGGAGGAGGAGCUGCGACAAGCCGAGCUACAGCGCACAAAGGAAGGGAAACGUAAGGCAGACGAAACCGACGCCGACCUGGACGAGGGUGAUGGCCCUCAACCUUCUGGCUUGAAUAGAGACGCUGACGAGGGCGAAGCAGCCCCAGAGAGUAAGAAGGCAAGAACGGGUGCUAGCAUAGAUCCGGAAUGGGAGCUGUUCAAGACACAAAUGGAAGCAGCCGAAGAGGAGCAGCCGAAUCAAACGACGAAUAACUACAGCGCAGGAGCGGCGCUUGAGGCAGAAGCGCAGUUGAUAUUGCAAGAUGGUACGGAGGGUCAAGCUGCAGGAGAAGCAGAGCAAGAGAAGAGCAAAGAGGAGAUGGAAGCACUAGAAACAGCGCGGAAAGAGCAAGAGGAACGCGAAGAGAUCCUCUCACGGCUUGAAGAGGAGCAACGACAGCAAGACGAGGCAGACCAAAGGGUAAGCGCGUUGAAACAAAGGCUUCAGCGCAUCAAACAAGCUCGUCUAGAAAAGCAGAAAGCUGCAAAGAAGGCAUGA
Messenger RNA from Ustilago hordei, 747 nucleotides. RefSeq lists its product as uncharacterized. Gene Ontology annotation, cellular component: spliceosomal complex; nucleus. NCBI's taxonomy places the organism in Eukaryota, Fungi, Basidiomycota, Ustilaginomycetes, Ustilaginales, Ustilaginaceae. Gene Ontology annotation, biological process: mitotic DNA replication checkpoint signaling; mitotic DNA damage checkpoint signaling; nuclear DNA replication. Gene Ontology annotation, molecular function: nucleic acid binding; zinc ion binding. The transcript has 2 exons. The record is from RefSeq and is a predicted model, not a curated record. Bases 1 to 747 code for a protein of 248 amino acids.